This is a messenger RNA of Esox lucius (northern pike), 15273 nucleotides long. RefSeq names its product vacuolar protein sorting 13 homolog D (gene vps13d). Bases 769 to 14199 code for a protein of 4476 amino acids. Gene Ontology annotation, cellular component: extrinsic component of membrane. Gene Ontology annotation, biological process: mitochondrion organization; protein retention in Golgi apparatus; protein targeting to vacuole. The transcript is spliced from 66 exons. Lineage: Eukaryota; Metazoa; Chordata; Actinopteri; Esociformes; Esocidae. The record is from RefSeq and is a predicted model, not a curated record. Gene Ontology annotation, molecular function: protein binding.
AGGAAGCAAACCCAAACAGCUAGUUGGAUGCGACUUUGCUGACAGCUAGUGUAGGUGAAGUGUGGAAUUAAAAUAUAAACACACUCAGUUAGUUAUCGUAACCUACAGUGGCUUCAAUCCCUUUUGCAAGUUUCAUCACGUUUAGCAAGGACUGCAUACUUCCUUGCUAUAUCAGAUUAAACGAAGCCGGCCUGGCCAGUUAACUAGUAGUACUGUACAGUAGGUACCUAGCUAAAUAUGUUAGCUAGCUCUAGAUCUGUCUGUCGGAUAGCUUACGCGUUAGUGACGACGUGAGUGAGUAGUCCGCAUUCCCGGACUGUAUUUUUUACUGUAGACUUGUCACUUUUGUAAUACACUCUGACUUUGAUUUGUGUCCUAGGUAGCGUAGCAUAUUAGAUUGCUUGUUCGGUUGUCCACCUAGUCACUUGUCAUGCUAUGUUUUUUAAUAAAAUGCUAACUGGUUAAUAAGCUGACGUUAGGUGGCUACUGUACAGUACUGUACUGCAGUACUGACAAGUUAGCGGCUUUAGUUUUGUACUUUCAUUUUUCUCAUGGGUGUUUUAAACAUUGGACUAGCUUCCUAGCUAGCUACUUUAUUCCGUGAAAUGGGAUUAAAUCACUUUAAAAUUUAACUAGCUGACUACUUGAAGAUUUCAAGUUAUUCUGGAGUGAAUCCAAACACCAAGAUUCCAGACUUUUUCAUCAAAGAUUUUCCCCCACACCUUCCCUGUUAAACCCCUCAUCUCUCCCCCUACUUGACCCUUCAUUAUGUUGGAGGGACUUGUUGCUUGGGUACUGAACACAUACCUAGGCAAAUAUGUCAGCAACCUAAAUACAGACCAGCUCUCCAUAGCCCUCCUCAAAGGAGCGGUGGAGCUUGAGAACCUCCCUUUAAGGAAAGAUGCCCUUCGAGAGUUUGAUCUUCCCUUUGAGGUCAAAGCAGGUUUCAUUGGGAAGAUCACUCUACAGAUCCCAUUCUACAGACCCCACAGUGACCCAUGGGUCAUCUCCAUGUCCCAGCUCAACCUCAUCGUUGGUCCAGCCCGGCCCCAAGAGUUCGAUGAAGCAAUGGAGAGGGAGGCUGAGCUUGAACGCAAGAAACAGCUGCUCAAGGCACUUGAGGACAAAUGGAAGAGCGAGUGUGAACAGAAAGGAGAAUCAUACUGGUACUCCAUCACUGCCUCCGUGGUAACCAGGAUUGUGGAGAACAUUGAGCUAAAGAUACAAGGUGUCCACUUGCGAUUUGAGGAUGAGCUGACCAACCCAGGGAAGCCAUUUUGCUUCGGAGUCUGCAUCAAUAAUGUGUCCGCACAGAACUCCUCCAUUCAACCAGCACAAAAGCUAAUGCGGCAAAAGCAACUAGAGAUUGAUGAUUUCAGCGUCUAUUGGGACACGGCAUCUAGCAUGCUGGGAGAUCUCCCCACCAACCAGAUCCAGGAGGCCAUGACCGAAUGCAUGCAGAGCCGAGAACACCAAUAUAUCUUUGAGCCUGUAUGUGCCUCCGUGCUGCUGAGGAGGAACGCCUCGAAGGAACCUCUGAGGUCACGCAACAUUCCCCGUAUUGAGGGUCAGGUUCAGCUGGAGCCUCUGUCCCUGCGGCUCUCACAGGUUCAGUACCAGCAAAUCAUGGCGUUCCUCAAAGAAUUGGACCGCCGGGAGAGAGAGAUGCUGUUCCGCCAGUGGAGACCCAAAGUUCCCGUCACCGGAAACUGCAGGCACUGGUGGAUGUUUGCCAUCCAAGCCAAUCUAAAUGAGAUCCGAGAGCAGAGGCGGAGGGGGAACUGGGAGUUUGCACUGCAGAGGGCGAAAGACGCGCAGCUUUACACAAACCUCUACUUCAGGAGGCUUAAAGGACUGCCCCUCGACCCUACCGAGGAGUAUGAGUUGGAGAGAGUGGAGAAUGUGCAAACUCUGGAGGAGCUGCAGGGCCUGAGGGGAGUUGUCCACGACUGGUUCCGCAAACAGGAGGAAAUUGCAGAGAGUGUCAGAGAACCGAUCGCUGAGACCCCACCCCCGUGCUCCCCCACCGGGAGGUCCAUCCCCAAGAGUGGGAGCUCUGGUAUGAUCCAGUACCUGCAGUCGUGGUUCCCUGGCUGGGGUGGCUGGUACGGAGCAUACCCCAAUACAGGCCAAGAUGAGCUGCUACAGGGCCCUGGAACCUGGGACAUCCUGGAAGAGGACCUGUUUGACCCCCUGGAGGACUCUCAAACACUCAACACGUUCACCAGGAGGGAUAACCUGUUUGCCCGGCUGGAGUUCCUGCUCGAGAAAGCUUCCGUCAAAUUGUUCCACCAAGAUAAGUUGGGAGCCGAGAGUGGCGUCAUUCAACUCGAGUUCUCAGGGGUGAAGGUGGGCGUGGAAUCUCUGCCCCGCUCUGAGUCCUCUCUGUUGUCUGUCAAGCUGGGGGGCCUAUUCCUCCGGGACCUCACCACCCAGGGCACUAUAUUCCCCGUCCUUGUCUCCCCCAAAACGGACAAGGUUGUGGUUGCCAUAAACCAGCCUUUUGGCCAGCCGAAUGGUGCUGAAACGAGCAGUUCAGCACCUAGCUUGGCACCCCCUGUGUUUGAGAUGAUAUAUGAGCGCAACCCGGUCAGAUGUAAAUUUGAAAGGAGACUGGAGGUGAACACUAGUCCCCUGAACAUCAUCUACAACCCUCAGGCAAUUAAGAAAGUCACUGAGUUCUUCUACAAAGGAAGAGUCCACACCUCAGGUUUUGGGUACCAGUCAGAGCUGGAGGUUAGAGUGGCAGAAGCUGCCAGGAGGCAAUACAACAAGCUGAAGAUGCAGACCAAGGCAGAGAUCAGGCAAACCCUUGACCAGCUUCUAGUGGGAGAGUUCAUUGAGAACAGUAAGCGCUGGACCAUGAAGCUGGACAUCUGUGCACCCCAGGUGAUCUUCCCAGAUGACUUCCAGUCAGAGGAUCCCAUGUUAGUUGUUGUUGACCUGGGACGGAUUCUUCUCACUAAUUCACAAGAUGACACUAAAACAAAGUCAAAGAACAUUCAGGAGGGUGGCGCAAAGGGGGAUGAGUGUAACAGUGAUGAAGAGUACCAGACUCCACUGGCCACACCCCCAAAUUCUCCACCCCCUGAAAUGGAGACCGAGUUCAAAGACCAGAACAAGAGCUCCCAGCUUGCAAGCCUUAAAUCCCUGGAAGGCGCCCAGGCCUUCAGCAGAAACCUCUACGAGAAGUACUCGCUCUCCUUCAAAGACCUGCAGAUCAUGGUGGGCCACUACAAAGACAACUGGAAGCACCUGCAGGAAAGCGAGGUGGGGCCCACCCAUGUGGUGGAGAAGUUCAACGUGCUACUGGAGCUGGAACAGAGGCUGCGCUACACCUCUGACCCACAGCUCCCUGGGGCCGUUCUUUCCGGGACCCUGCCGGACCUGAAAGUCCAUAUCAACCUGGAGAAGAUGACUGCCCUCAGGAGUUGCCUGGCCCGGCUGGGCAGUCCUUCCGAGGGGCAGAAGGGUCAGGAGAAAACGGAGAGCGCCAAGACGCCUGACCCCUCCAACCUCCGCCAUGAGAAGAUAUUCCAGCGGGAGGACAACCAGUCGAAGUUCCAGGGCUCGGCCAAGAACCUAACCCAGAGCGUGAUGACUCUGGAGCAGCACACAAGAGAGGUCCUGGUAGAGUCCCGCCUCCUCCUGGCCGAGUUUAACAUCAACUAUAUGCAGCUGGGCGUAGAGAGCAAUGGACGCUAUAUCUCAGUCCUUAAGGUUUUCGGAACAAACGCCCACUUUGUGAAGAGGCCUUAUGACGCAGAGGUGUCCCUCACAGUCCAUGGCCUCCUGCUGGUGGACACACUGCAGACCUAUGGCUCCGACUUUGACCUACUAGUCGCCUCCCACAAGCACCUGAGCUUUGAUGUGCCUACAGGCAGUCUCCGAGAGAGCCAGCCAUCCUCCCCUGCCGGGCCCGAAGUGCCUGGACACCCUCCGCUUCAGCGAGACUGUUCCUCUGGCCUACUCUUCGACAGAUCUUCCCCGUUCAGUUCAUUCCUUAGAGACCAGGAGGCCCUUAUCAAACUGGAGUACCAGUUUGUCAGUUCUGACUGCCCCUCCAUGAACCUGGAUAGCUCCCUCCAGGUAACCACCAUGCAGGUCAACAACCUUGACAUCAUCCUUAACCCAGAGACAAUGGUGGAGCUGCUAAAGUUCCUCCAGAAGUCUUUCCCCAAGGAGGAGAACCCCAUUCCCCAACAGCCAUCUCCGCUUUCAGCAAGCUUUGGCCAGGAGGGCCUUGAAGAGGCCUACCAAGCUACUUAUGACCAAAAUAAGGAGCUGACGGUGGAGAUCCACCGACUCAACCUGCUGCUGCUCAGGACCGUGGCCACAGGCACAGUUCUUGGUGGUGAAAAGAAGGGCAUAAAGAUUGCAACUGCCAGCAUCAACGAUACCAAAGUCAACGUGUCCAUGGGCAGCCGGCUGGAUGUCAAUGGCUCUCUUGGUUCAAUGCAGCUGGUGGACCUGACCCAGGAGGGUGGCAGGAGCCAGUUUGUGGUCAGCAUCGGCAACGUGGAGGAAGACCCCUCUGCAGCCGGAGGUGUAGCCUUUUUCUGUGGCACUGAAGGAAACCCCUCAGAGGCGUUGAACUUCCGACUUCUGGAGCGUUCCCAAGGGGAGUGCUCAUUGACACUACAGAUGGCAUCGCUCCACUACAACCACUCAGCCAAGUUUCUGAAGGAGCUGAGCCUCUCGGCCAAUGAGGUGGAGGAUAACUUCCGCUCCAUGAUCAGAACAGCCGCCACCAAAGUGUCCACGGUACUGGCCACUAAGACAGCAGAAUACAGUGGCAUGGUGUCCCUGUUUGAAACACCGUCGCGACGCUCCCGGAACCCGAGCCAAGGACACUGGACCAACUACCAGUUUGAGGACGUGGCGGAUCUGAGCGUGCAAGAGGAAGAACCCACCAUAGACUCCUUUAUGGUCAAGCUGAUCCUGAAUGUCAGUAUUGAGUCACCCGUCGUGUCCAUUCCCCGUAAACCCGGACAUCCAGAGCUCCUUGUGGGUCACCUGGGGAGCAUCACCAUCCAGAACUUUGUUGCCGGUCAGGACUCUGAAAGGGAGAGGCUACAGGUGCUUGUGAAGGAUAUUCGUCUGUACUCUCUCAAUACCAGUCACCUUGUCUUGCGGAAAGUACCUAGAACAGAAAGCACCUCCUCUAACCAAUCACCUUCCCACAAUGGAAGUUUGAAUCAGGACGAGCCACAGUUUACCCGCCAUGACUUCUUUGAAUACCUGAGUCAGGGAAAAGCCUUCCAUAUUCUGAAAGACACCACUAUUCAGUUCACCCUGGAGAAAGUUCCUCCCAUUGAGGACACUCAGUUCAACUUUCUGACCACGGAUGAGCCCUUUACCAGUACAGGGUUACUUCGGGUGGAGGGCAAGUUUGUCAAUGCUGUCCAGGUCUUCCUGGCCAAGCCUGUUUAUGAGCAGGUUUUGCAGACACUGGAAAACCUUACCCUAAGUGAGCCCCAGAAAGUGUCUCCCAGCCAGCCUCCCACCCCACCUCCCCCCACACCCUCCUCCACUAAACCCCACCGAUUCCCAGACCCGCAGGGUGGGCUCUUUGCCCGGGACCCCCCGCUUGUUGGCCUCUCCUACGCCUCCUUGUCCAAUUCGCUGUCGUCCCCUAAGCCCCUGCAGUCCCAUAGCCCCCUGAUGCAGCCACCCUCCUUCACACAGUUAAAGGCCACAUUCAGGGUGGCGGAGCUCCAGGUGCAGCUGAGUGCGGACCUCAGCCAGGGCUCCCAGGGGCUGGUCAGCUUGCGCUUCCAGGACCUGGAGGGUGACUUCAGCAAAGACCACCCCCACUGCCUUUCUGUCCAGCUCACACUGCGCUCGCUGCUCAUGGAGGACCUCCUGGAGCAAAACCCAGAUUCCAAGUACAAGCAUCUCAUGGUGUCCCGGGGCGCUCCCAAGCCCUCCACCUUCAGCCCCAAGGAGUACCUGUCCCAGUCAUGCCCGUCCGCAUCUAACGCCCUCUACCCUGAGAUGCCACGCUCGUUGCCAGCCCACAUGGAGGAGGCCCAGAAUGUCUUCCAGCUGUACCAGAGGCACCCGACCACCCCGUCCUCUGCCAACCGCAAGAGCGGGCCCAAAAAGGACCCUGCCUGCCCCAGUACGCCCCCGCCCUCCCCCACCCGCCACACUCCUUUGCCCCACCCGCCCGUGUCGGACUUUGAUGAAUCUUUAGUUCACAUCAACUUGCUGCUAGUGGACCCGUGCCACCCAGAGUUUCAGAGCCGCUACGGUGGUGUGGGGCGGAGCAUAGAUGUGGACUUCAACUGUCUGGACGUGCUGAUCACACUGCAGACCUGGGUCGUCAUCCUGGACUUCUUCGGUAUUGGCUCUACAGCCAACAACCACGCAGUCAAAGUGCCCUUGGCUUCCCCUCAGCAGCCCAUGCCAGGUCAUCCUCUAUUCCAGCCAGGGAACCCACAGGAUCUACAGGAUAUUUACCCAGAUAUCUGCGAGGAGGACCUGUCUGAGGUGGUCAACACCAAGGUGGAUCUCAAGGUCCAUGCUCUAGCUCUUGUGCUGAACAAGAAAACCAAUGAGCUUGCUAAAGCUAGUGUUUCCAAACUGUCUGCCCACUGGGAAAUGUUUGAUGGUGACCUGGCAUUGCAGGGGAGUCUGGGAAGUCUGUCUCUAAGCGACCUGACUCCACACGGUGACCUCUACAGGGAACGUUUCACAACACGAGGCGGAGAGGCUCUUGUCUUUAACAUACACAAAUAUGGGGAGCUUGACCCCUGGCUGGUGCGGGAGUAUGACAUGAAGGUGUCUCUGCAGAUGGCUUCAGUGCAGUACGUCCACACGCAGCGCUUCCAGGCUGAGGUGGUGGCCUUUAUCCAACACUUCACCCAGCUGCAGGACGUCCUGGGCAGGCAGAGGGCCGCAAUGGAGGGUCAAGCCGUGCGUGAGCGGCCCCAGCGGUCGGCCCGUGUGCUGCUGGACAUCGAGGCGGGGGCCCCAGUCCUGCUCAUUCCAGAGAGCUCGCGCUCGCCGCGCCUCAUUGUUGCCAACCUGGGCCAGCUACGUGUCCGCAACUGCUUCCUGCCAGCCGGCACCCAUGGUACCUUCUCACUCCGAGACAAGGUAGAGAAACUCACCAUGGCACAUACCUUUUUCCCCUCUCUGAAUUUGAUAUUGCAUGCUAAUUCGUACAAGGACCCUUCACACUACAAGGAUCGCGUGAAGGAGAGCCAAUCACAAACUAAACCAACAAGGACAAAUAAGGAGGAUGAUGAGAGUGAGAAGCCCAAAGCCUCAUCCAGCACCCCAUCUGCCACCCCCUCUGCCACCUCCUCUUCUGGUUUCUCCCUGGGAAGGCCCCAGGCAUCAGCUGGAAGGUUCCCUGGUGAGGAUGACCCGUUCCUCAGCCUGGAGGACCAUGUGUGUCUGUUGGACUGCAUAGCCCUGGACCUUCAGGAGAUGGACAUCUUUGCCGCUGAGCGUCUGCCCCCCCAGCCGUGGGACAAUGCCGCAGGGAAGCAGGCCGACUCAGACCUGGUCUUCCCCUCAUACUCAGUCCGCCGAACCGCUGCGUCCCUGCUCAAGGAGCGCUGCCGCCUCAAACUCAAAGUGGAGCGCAACCUGGACAGUGCUCUGAGCCAUGCAGUGCCAGACAUGACCAUUCACGGCAGCCUGUCCUCGGUGCACUGUUCUCUGGAUCUGGAGCGCUACCAGCUGAUCCGAGGCCUGCUAGACAACAACCUAGGAGAGCCUAUUGAGGAGUUCCUCCGCCCGUACAACCUACAGGACCCCAGCAACUAUACGGUAUUAAGUGGUGAUGUUUACACUAGCCUGUCCGUCCUUCUGGACAUGAUGAACGUCAGUUUGGAGUUGUUGGACAGCCCCAAGGUGACUGGUCAGAUGCCGUGCUCACUAGCUAGGUUUGAUUUCAUGAAGUCCAAGCUGUUGUUUGAGAGCUUCUCCAAUGGCUCCAAGUCUGUGAAUUUGGUGUCACACUCCCUGUUUGCGUAUGACACCCGUUACACCGGGCCUGGAGUGAACACGGGCAUCGGUGCCAGGGGCAAACACAACGUGUUCGACUGCAUCCUACAACCCUCCAAGACGGGCACCAACCGGGCCACCCUCCAGCUGGAGCUGCAUUACAGGUCCACCAGGGACUCCUCCUGUUUCACUGUUGUCCUCAACAACCUGCGUGUAUUUCUCAUCUUUGAUUGGCUGCAGCUGGUCAGGGACUUCCUACGCAUGCCCGCCGAGAAGGGGGCUGCUGACGCGCCGCGCCAGCGCUGGCCCAGCGGUAACAGUGACCCGGGCGCCACCGGGCCUGUCAUGCCGAAGACAGUCAAGAGCGGCGUGGUCACCAAGAGGUCCACUGUGCCGGUCCUGCAGGAUCGCUACCUGGAGGUCAAGAUCAACGUGACUGGCACUGAAUUUGUGGUGGUGGAGGAUUCGUCUUGUCUGGACACCAAUGCCAUCAUUCUGAAGGGCACCACUGUACUCACAUACAAACCUCGUCUUCUGGAUAGACCUUUCUCUGGGAGCCUGGCCGGCAUAGAGGUGUUCUCUUGUCGGCUGGGCAGUGAGCAGGAGACGGCCCUGUCCAUCAUCGACCCAGUCAACGUGCAGGUGGAGCUGUGUGGCAGUCCCACCUACCAGAGCAGCUCUGGCCUUCUGGAUGCCUUCAACGUGGCAGACUUCCCGCCGCUACUGGAGAUCCAGUUCCCUGCUUUGGACAUCCGUCUUUCUUACAAUGACGUUCAGCUUUUCCUGGCAAUUGCAAAGUCCAUCCCCACCGCCAGCCCUCCCAAGCCCGGUGACAGCGCUGACGGCACCCUGGCCCUGGUAGUACCGUCCGCGGCCAACCCCGACACCUCCGCCUCCCAGAAAGACAACUUCAGGCACAAGACAGAGGCCCUGCUCGAGGGCCAGCUGACUAGGUUACAGGAUCUGGGCUUCAGGAAGGAGGACUGCAAAAGCGCCCUGAUCCACUGCAAAGGCCAGUUGGAUCAGGCUGCCACGUGGCUGCUGGAGAAUGCAGAGACCAUGGUGGGUCAGGCCUGGGGGAGCUCAGACCGGGCCAGCCACUCAUCCCAGCCCCUGUCCGGGGUGGAGGUCAAGGCCGAGAGCGUGUGCAUCUGUUUCAUCGACGACUGUCUGGACUGUGACGUCCCGCUGGCCGAGUUCACCUUCUCACGCCUCUAUGUGCUGCAGCGGAUCGGCUCAACCCAAGAGGGCAACGGCAGCUUCACUUUGUCAGGGGACUACUAUAACAGAGAACUGUCAGGCUGGGAGCCCUUCAUUGAGCCCUGGCCCUGUUUUCUGACCUGGCAGCAGCAGGCUGCGGGACGCCUCCACCCACCGCGCCUCAAGAUGGCCGUCCGUGCCAAGCAGAGGCUGGACGUCAACAUCACCUCCGUCCUCCUGGAGCAGUACAGCCUGACCAAGAGCUCCUGGCUGGCUGACUACUGCAAGGAGGAGGAGGAGCAACCUCCCCAGGCCUCAGCAGCCCUCUCCUGGAUGGGCUCCUCGGUGGACCCCCCCUGCUUCGGACAGAGUGUCCCUCUUGCCUACCUUAGAACUAGGAGCACAGCCAGCUUGACUUGCCUUGAGCAGCAGAUUCACUCCAGAGCCGACGUGAAGCUGUCCAAGCGGAGGCAGCCGUUCGUACCCUACGCCCUGCGCAAUCACACAGGGUGCACCAUGUGGUUCGCCACACUCACCACCACGCCCACGAGGGUGGCGCUGUCUCACAGUGGUAGUGCGGACUGCAUAUCCCACGUACACGGGCCGGGAACAGACGACACCCACAACAUCAGCCAGUGGCGAGAGGUGCUGCCCGGAGAGGAGAUUCCCUUUGAGUUUGAAGCUCGAGAGAAGCUCAGGCACCGACACACUCAUGAGCUAAAGCUGCAUCAGCUGUUGGUGCGGGUGGGGGGCUGGGAGCAAGUCAAUCCCGUUUCCGUGGACAAAGUGGGCGUGUUCUUCCGUUACGCCGCUCCCGACCGCAAUAACCCUUCUAACACGGUGGGCAGCCCCAUCAGUAGGACCAACAUCAUACACCCUCAUGUCUAUUUCUCAGCUCUACCUCCGGUGCGCGUAGUCUUCUCCAUCACCAUGGAAGGUGGUGCCCGGAAAGUGAUCACGGUGCGCUCCGCCCUCAUGGUUAAGAACCGCCUGGAAGUCCCCAUGGAGGUGCGGCUGGACAGCCCCUCUGCUCCAGACAAGCCUGUGGUGCUGCCGCCAAUCCUGCCUGGUGAAGCCCUGGCAGUGCCCCUCCAUCUGACCUCAUGGAGGCUACAGGCACGGCCCAAAGGCCUGGGCCUGUUCUUCUGCAAGAUGCCCAUCCACUGGACCAGCGUGGAGAGGCCUGGGGAGGUCAGCAGCAGCAAGAGGGAGUGCCAGUCGGCGGACUUCGAGGACCACCUCAAACGGAGCUUCAGGUUCUGCGUGGUGAUCAAGAAGGAGAACUACCCGGACCAGCAGCCCGCCAAGACGGUGUCGGGUUCGGGCGGCGCUAAGCAGAUCUACCGGCAGCCGGGUCACACCAUCUACCUGCUGCCCACCCUGGUGCUGGCCAACCUGCUGCCAUGCGACCUCAACUACUACAUCAAGGGCACAUCCGUCAAGGGCUCCCUGAAGCCGGGCAAGGAGGCCGUGCUUCAUGCUGCAGACACCUCCCAGAACAUAGAGCUAGGGCUGCUCCUGGAGAACUUCCCGGUGUGUAAGGAGCUGCUGAUCCCCCCUGGUACCCAGAACUACGUGGUUCGCAUGCGGCUGUAUGACGCCAACAAGCGCCUGCUCUGUCUAACCAUCCGCAUCGUCCUCCGGGCACAGGGGGCCCUCAAGAUCCUCAUCUCAGCACCAUACUGGCUCAUCAACAAGACCGGUCUGCCGCUGAUCUUUCGCCAGGACAACGGCAAGACGGACGCCGCCGGUCAGUUUGAGGAACACGAGCUAGCCAGGAGCCUCAGCCCGCUGCUGUUCUGUUACACGGACAAGGAGCAGCCAGCCAUGUGCACCAUGCGGAUUGGGAGGGGCAUCCAUCCGGACGGAGUUCCCGGUUGGUGCCAGGGUUUUUCCCUGGAUGGUGGGAGCGGAGUAAGGGCAGUGAAGGUGAUCCAGCAGGGUAACAGACCCGGUCUUAUCUACAAUAUAGGCAUCAAUGUUCGAAAAGGCAAGGGCCGCUACAUAGACACCCACAUCGUGACCUUUGCCCCUCGGUACCUACUGGACAACCGGUCCACUUACAAACUGGCCUUUUCCCAGAGGGAGUUUGCCAGGGGCAAGGGCACGGCAAACCCAGAGGGCUAUAUCUCCACGCUGCCGGGAUCCAGCGUCGUUUUCCACUGGCCCCGGAACGACUACGACCAGCUGUUAUGUGUGCGCCUCAUGGACGUGCAGAACUGCACUUGGUCAGGGGGCUUCGAGGUCAACAAGCUCAAGUCAUUCCAUGUCAACAUGAGAGACACACUGGGAAACUGUUUCUUUCUGCGAGCUGAGAUCACAUUGAAGGGAGCCACCUAUCAGAUCUGCUUCAGCAACACUGACCAGCUGCCUCCGCCGUUCCGCAUCGACAACAUCUCAGAGGUGCCCAUCCAGUUCUGGCAACACGGGGUGGCAGACAUCCGGCUCCACACAGAGGUGAAAGCGGGCUCAGUGCUAGACUUUGCCUGUGAUGAGCCCACCCUACCCCCCUACCUCACCCUUAUUGUGAAGGGGGCCGGUUCAUCCGAGGUCACAGCCGACAUGAACUGCUUCCGGGAGUACAACAAGCUAUACUACGAGAACUUCAUCUACAUCGCUGCGACGUACACCUUUUCACAAGAGGCAGGGAAGAGGCCGGUGGGGAAGAAACGGGUGGUUGCCGGUGCUGAGCUGGUGUUGGAUGUGGAGCCCAAGACCCAGAGAGUCAUCCUCAAGAAAAAAGAGCCCGGGAAGCGUUCCCAGCUGUGGCGAAUGACUGGUACAGGAAUGCUGUGUCAUGAAGGCUCCUCCCCUCCACAGAGCAAGCCAGCCCAGCCACGCCCUCUGGACUCCUCCCUGGUUCUGGACAUCGCUGGGCUGGCGGCAGUCACAGACAAUAGUUAUGAGCCCUUAAUGCUGCGGAGGCCAGACCCACGCCGCAGCACAACGCAGACAUGGCACUUCUCCUCAGGCAUGCUGACCUGCGGCCUGCCCCGCUUGGUGGUACAGGCGAAUGGUGGUGUGGAAGGGCUGUUUGACGGGGCUGAGGUGGUUCUUGGGCCAGAUGCCGGCCUGCAAGAGCUGGGCCCAGAGCAGCAGUUCAUUAACCAAAAGAUGAGGCCUGGCUCUGGGGUGCUGUCUGUCCAGGUCCUGCCAGACGGACCCACGCGAGUACUUCAGAUCAGCGACUUCAACCAGCGACGAAUGAACCGGAUGUCCCCAAGCACAGAGGAGGACCAGAACAAAGAUGUCCUUGAGAAGAAGGAGCAAGAGCAGGAACUGGAGGUGUUGUUGAACUUGGAGGAAGGCGUGGGUCUAUCCCUGGUUAACAAGUUGCCGGAGGAGCUGGUUUUCACUACGUUGUCGGGCAUUGACGUCCACUUCACGCGCACCGCUGCCAGCGAGGUGCUAGAGCUGAGCAUCCAGAACAUCCAGGUGGAUAACCAGCUCCUAGGCACCACUCAGCCAGUGAUGCUGUGUGUGACCCCAGGCUCCAGUGGGGAGAGUGUGGACUUUGGCCCCGCCCUGCAGGUCAACUCUGUUAAAGUCCCCAGCAACCUCAUGCUCACCGAUCUCUUCAAGCAUCUCAUGGUGACAGCGAGGCGCUUCACCGUCAUCAUCGAGGAAAAACUUUUGCUGAAGCUGCUAAGCUUCUUUGGUUAUGGCCACACGGAGGCAGGUGGGUGGUGGCCUACGCUGGUCCAGCCUUCUAAGACACUGACUCCGGUGCACAUGCACUGCUGCAGCAUGGAACUCGAAAAGUUAGAUGAAAGUCUGUAUGAGAAGCCCAGUGAGGACCAGGGUGCACCCAAGCGCUACUACUUUGAGAACUUGAAGAUUAGCCUCCCUCAGGUCAAACUGAGUGUGUUCACAUCCCACAAGCUCCCGCCAGACCUCAAGGCCCUCAAGGGCACCCUGGGGAUCCCGCUGAUCCGGUUUGAGGAUGCUGUGAUCAACAUGUACCCCUUCACCCGGGUCCACCCGUACGAGACUCAGGAGAUUAUCAUCAAUGACAUCCUGAAGCACUUCAGAGAGGAGCUGAUCAGCCAGGCGGCUCAAAUCCUUGGCUCAGUGGACUUUCUGGGUAACCCGAUGGGACUGCUAAAUGACGUCUCCGAGGGCGUGUCCGAACUCAUCAAGUACGGCAACGUGGGCGGGCUGAUCCGGAACGUCACCCAUGGCGUGUCCAACUCCGCCGCCAAGUUUGCAGGAACUUUGUCCGACGGGUUGGGCAAGACCAUGGACAACCGACAUCAGAAUGAACGAGAGUACAUACGUUAUCAUGGUGCCACCAGUGGAGAGCAUCUGGUGGCAGGGAUUCAUGGACUGGCUCAUGGUAUCAUCGGGGGAUUGACCAGCGUCAUCACAUCCACGGUGGAGGGGGUGAAGACUGAGGGAGGGGUCAGUGGCUUCUUUUCUGGCCUGGGUAAAGGAUUGGUCGGUACUGUUACCAAGCCAGUGGCCGGAGCGUUGGACUUCGCCUCAGAGACGGCCCAGACGGUCAGAGACAUGGCCAGUCUCAGUAACCACAGGUUGAGCGUGUUGCGGGUCAGGAAGCCGCGCUGCUGUAAAGGACCCCAGGGUCUGCUGGCCCGCUACAACUCCACGCAGGCAGACGGACAGGAGCAGCUCUUCCACCUCACCGACAACAUCCACUCUGAGUUCUUCAUUGCUGUGGAGCCUAUAGACACUUACUGCGUGCUGAUAUCUUCCAAAGUGGUCUACUUCCUCAAACCCGGUGAAUUUGUGGACCGCGAGGCCAUCUUCCUGGAGGUCAAGUAUGAUGACCUGUACCACUGCCUAGUCUCAAAGGACCACGGGAAGGUGUAUGUGCAGCUCACCAAGAAGGCAGAGAGCACCAGUAGUGGUGUGGCCAUGCCAGGCCCCUCACACCAGAAGCCCAUGGUUCAUGUGAAGAGUGAGAAUCUUGCUGUGAAAAUCUCUCAAGAAAUCAACUAUGCCAAGAGCCUUUACUAUGAGCAGCAGCUGAUGUUGCCACCCAAUGACACUGAAGACUGCAUACUAUUGGACACAUAAUUGUUCCCGGGAGGUGGCGAACGCAUGUCCUUCCAGGUAGUGUUUAAUGUGUUGUGAUAGCAUCUGAAGAUAAAAUCCACAAUCACUAGGGAAUAUGUCCUGUCUGAGGACGGCACGCCGAAUCAUGAUUCUGGUGGGCCACAGCCUGCUAGUUUCUACCUCACUGAUUAAGUAGCCUAAUGCAAAGGGAAUGGGAUAAUUGAAAUAACUUCUAAAUGGGUGUCUAGGUUUCACUUCUGGACAUUGCUUUGGGUAAAGAGAAGCCCAUCUCCGCUCAGGAUCAGCAAGCGCUGCACUUCGUUUAGUAGCGAGUGCAGCAUAGUUUAGACAUAGAGGGUCCGACGUCCCAAGAAACUAACAAUUUAAAUGAUAAACAAAAUAUGCAAACAGGUGUUUUAUGGACUGCUGUAUAUUUCGAACACCAUACGAUAACACAGAUUCUUUAUUUUACAAAGAUGUUUAUAUGAUAUGACUGGUAUAUGUCAGUAGAUGUGACUCACAAGAGUAGUGUUCUAUGUUUGUGAAUAGGCACCUAGCUGUGUAAAUAGUUACAUAUCAGGAUAACACUAUAGUGAUGUAAAUACCCAAGGCGGAGAAACAUUAUAAUAGUUAUGGAGGUUGACAUGAAGUGAGAUGUACAAAACUGCCUUUCAGAUGUCUUUAUUUUGUAUAUAAAAGUAUUCUGGGGUUGAAUGAAUUGCACUGACACUUAGUUGGGGACUCUGGCUGCACUGGGCCUCCAUUUUGUCACACCCUCCACAUAGGGAAGGAUGUCAGGGAGCUGUCAUUCAAGUCUCAAGCAUUUUACCGUCAUGGGCCUCUGGUUUUGUUCACUGUUUUAUGAAAUAAUAGCUCUUUUUUUACCAGUGUCUAUUUUAAUGAUUUUUUUUCUGAAAGCACUAGGUGUUUUGGAAUGUAUUCCUGAAACAUAGUUUCCAUGUACUGUGAUCAUAUCAGAGGCCUGACUUCCAAUGCUUGUUAAAGGUGGAGGUCUUGUGCUUUAACCUGUGGAGGAGGAAGUAGAGUAAAGUGAUGACAUUGCUUAUAAUAAAGUACCACAACUGCAGUACUCAA